Hippocampus comes (tiger tail seahorse) is the source of this 1214-nucleotide messenger RNA. RefSeq names its product cell death activator CIDE-3-like. Gene Ontology annotation, biological process: regulation of apoptotic process; apoptotic process. Lineage: Eukaryota; Metazoa; Chordata; Actinopteri; Syngnathiformes; Syngnathidae. The coding region runs from base 365 to 1105 and encodes 246 amino acids. The record is from RefSeq and is a predicted model, not a curated record. The transcript is spliced from 7 exons.
GUGGUUUGCGCCAACAACUGAAGACGCACCGAACAAAUAAAGAUAACGCGACAUCAAUUAACGACUUCCGGUUAUAACCGCAAGUGACAGGACACGCCGCAAUCACUCCGAAACGUGGGCCAGGUGUGUUCAACGAACAGCAGCGUGCGCGUCGGCAACUGGGCGAGCAUUCAACUAACACGUUCACUGGCCAGCUGUCACCACCGUCAUUCACAGUCAUCUGGAGAAGGGAGAGUGCGCAUUUUCGCUGAGGCUUAACUUGGCACAGGAAGAUAGCGACGACCGUCGGAAGGAUUAUUUUGGAGCAGUCGUUGGGAAGAGCCGUUGCAGCUUUUUUGCCCGUUGUGGAGUUGUCGCUCCAGUGAUGGAUUAUGCCCGCAAAUCUCUUAACCUCCUGACCUUGUCGUCCUUCUCCAAGUGCGUGACUGCCAGCAUGUCAGCCAGCGCAUCCAUGACCCAGCAGCUUCUGUCAAGGCGAGCGUCUCGGCCAAAACCAUUCCGAGUGACGAAUGCCGACCGCAGUUUGAAGAAGGGCGUCAUGGCGGAUGCGUUGGAAGACCUGAUUAACAAGGUCGGCGACUCGUUAAACGUGCUGUGUGCCAGCGGCCUGGUCCUGGAGGAAGACGGCACAGGUGUGGACACGGAGGAGUUCUUCACGACGCUGCCUGAUAACACUGUCCUCAUGGUGCUGGAGGAAGGGCAGAAGUGGACCCCGCCUCAGAGCGCCCCCUCCAGAGACGAGCUCAGCAAUCGCAUGCCGCAGCGCCGGCUGGAUGUGGCCAAGCUAACCUUUGACCUGUACAAAAGCCACCCCAGUGAUUUCAUCGGCUGCUUGAAUGUCAAAGCGACACUGUACGGCGUCUACUCCCUGUCCUACGAAGUGCGCUGUUCUGAGGCCAAAAAGAUGUUGAAGGAGGCUUUGCGAUGGACCGCCUUCUCCAUGCAGGCCACUGGCCACAUCCUGCUGGGCUCCUCCUGGUACAUGGAGCAGCUCCUGGAGGAGGAGGAGGAGGAGGGGAGCCCCGAGGAGGGCCUGCCGCUGCAUCGGGAGAGCCCGAUGGGUCGGCUGCAGAGCUUUCUGUUGCGUCGGGCAACCUACAGAUGAUGGAAUCCGACAGAGUUGAUGUUACCUUUGCUGCUGAAACCGCGUGCUCUUCUUGGAUGUCGAAUGUAAUCCGCUGGAGAUGAACAAAUAAAGCCGAGUAUUUUUAGUC